ACCCCGUUGAGUUGACUUGCAAAGGCAAUAUGAGAACCAUACAUAUAAUUUCCCCUCUCUGGCUCUCAUAAUCCCCGGUUUAUGCUUACAAAACCAGAUCUGUUGAUCGAUAUUUAUCGAUUUCGGGAUCAUUCACGUCAAAAUGAGUGCAGCCAUGACUAUCAGCGUGACGGACACGGCCAGGUUUAGAUUAUUUUAACAACAAACAGAUUCAGUUCGAAAGUUAAUUGAGCCAUAAUAUGACUAAUUAUUCUAACUCAACUCAUUGAGAACGCAAUUUAAGUUAUUGUCAACAAACAUCUAGUUUGACAGGCACAUGCGAAAGUGGCAAGCGAGUCAACUAUAAUCUUAAUAGAUCUGUCACAUUCGCUAUAAUUUGGAGCUCUAAAGCUUCUGCAGAAAUAUGUAAACGUAAUGUAGAAGAUAAAUAGUUGACAGGCUCCUAAAGUCCACUAUUUUAGUUAACAUGCAAAUUUCUGCAGCCUGUUAUAAAACCCGUCGAGUUUGGCUUGGGAAAAGACACUGUCCACAAUGCAUUUGAAGGUUCUGCAAUUGACAAUCGUCGCAGUAGCAUUUAUUUCCAGCUCUACAUAUUCUGCGAGCUUGGAACGAAUUAUCAAUGGGUCUGCGGCAAGGCCAAAGGAGCUGCCGUAUCAAGUGUACUUCUAUGCCUUCAUUGUGCCUGUAGGCUGGGCAAGAACCUGUGGCGGAAGCAUAAUUUCCCCGCGCCUAAUUCUCACAGCUGCCCAUUGCCUAAAAGGCGAUAUCACUCACAUUGAUGUUUAUCUGGGCGCGAAUAAUGUAACAAAUAUUGAGGAAAAAGGCCAACAACGUUUGCUACUCGACAUCUCCCAUGUGGUGCUCCACGAGGCGUACAAUCCCAACACGUUCAUAAACGACAUUGCGCUAAUCAAACUGCCAGCCGAUCUACAAUUCGAUGACUAUAUACAAGCAGUUGCUCUGCCCGAAGAUGAUCUAACUAGCUACUCACAUCGAGCGGCAAUUGCCAGCGGCUGGGGCUUGGUCGAUUUUGUUCAUCGACGACGAACCGACAUACUUCAAAAACUGGAUGUAAUAGUUAUGUCCAACAAUGAGUGCAGCGCUGAAAUACUUAAGAGAGCCCCGGGCAAGUUCUUUACAAGCUCAUUCAUAUGUUUAAUGCCGCCGAAGGGCACAAGUCCAUGCAAUGGAGAUUCUGGUGGACCGCUUGUUGUGAAGGACUCCUUUAACAAGCCUCUACUGAUUGGCAUCACCUCGCAUAGCAUCUAUGCGUGUGAAAAAGGCGAACCAUCAGUAUAUACACGAGUUGCAGCCUUCUUGGACUGGAUUGAGCAAGAGGGUAGAAUUCAGUCAUGGUAAGAAAAACCCUUUUGUUUUGAA
Messenger RNA from Drosophila novamexicana, 1380 nucleotides. RefSeq names its product brachyurin-like. The record is from RefSeq and is a predicted model, not a curated record. Gene Ontology annotation, biological process: proteolysis. The transcript has 3 exons. The coding region runs from base 532 to 1359 and encodes 275 amino acids. Lineage: Eukaryota; Metazoa; Arthropoda; Insecta; Diptera; Drosophilidae. Gene Ontology annotation, molecular function: serine-type endopeptidase activity.